Messenger RNA from Hydatigera taeniaeformis, 3441 nucleotides. The record is from the annotation of a GenBank genome assembly. NCBI's taxonomy places the organism in Eukaryota, Metazoa, Platyhelminthes, Cestoda, Cyclophyllidea, Taeniidae.
AUGUCGACAAAGGAUGACAGUCAGACCAACGAAUGUAGGUCAGAUAAUCAAUUUGAUCCAUCUGCAAGAAAACUACAGUACUCUCUUCCAAAGAGUUUUACUCUUGGACCAGCUGAAUAUGCGGCGUCAAAGUCUCCUGGAGCUUCUAGUCGCUUCUUUAAAAGUAGUCGACGUGUUUUACUUGCCGUUUGUACAGCCUUUCGUGCUCAGCGCAGGAAUUCGUCGGCUGUAAAAUUCUCCUCCUCAUCAAAAUUGCCUUCCGAGUGCCACUUGUUAUCUCGCAGUACGAUCGCGUCGGAAUCACCCUGUAUGAAUUCGAUGUCAUCAAAUAUCAAAUCACGAUUGCAUCGCUCAGCAGGUAGCAUAAACCUCUGUGACGAUGCAACGAACACAUCUUCACCCCCUCUAGAGCACAAGGAACCCCUCUCCACAAUAACUAGCGACACUAACAAUACCUCCCCAGUAUCAAAGAAUGCUGCUCGCCAAGGGCAGGGCAAACCGCGUCAGCUAAAACGCCGAAGAGCAGCAGGAGGCGGCGGGGGUCUGCAACCGAAGGCGGGCUCCGUGGAGCCGCAAACUGAAGCGAUACUAACGAUACCUGAGGCUCCUGUUUUUCACGAUGAUUGCUCUGUGAUGGUCUAUUCGAAGUCUACGGACCAGUCGUUUAUUAGCAACAGUGACGGGCUCAGUCCUCGUCGGAGGACACGAUCAGCGUCAGGUUCCAACACCAAAUUAGGCUCCCUGUGGUCCUUUAUUUGCAAUGGUAACCCAGCCAAUUCAAGUAUGCGAAGGACUAAUGAAUCAGUUGCUGUGCCUCCUAAUAUGCUUAUGAUGGUAGGUUUUGGAGUCGCGGACACGACAGGUUUUACACUGGCGGUAACGGGGGCGGAGACGGAAGUGGAAGCGAGAGCAGCGGACGGAGUUAGAGCAGCAACUAGUUCUGGUCGGGUGGGCGACGACAGUGGCAUCUCCUGUCGGUCUGGCGCUACGUGGCGCUCCCGAGGAUCCUCCGCUGCACGAUCUGCCACGGCGGGAAUCGAGUCGUUCGGCGCUAUUGAGUCUUACAAGAAGCUAGAGGUGCUGGGCGAAGGCUCCUAUGCCACCGUCUACCGUGGAUUUUCGCAUCUCACCAACCGCGUGGUCGCUGUGAAGGAAAUUCGGAUUAACCAAGAGGAAGGACUCCCUUUCACGGCGAUUAGAGAAGCCUCAUUGCUGAAGUCCCUGCGUCAUGCAAAUAUUGUCACUCUCCAUGACAUUGUACAUACAAAACUCACUCUCAAUUUCGUCUUUGAAUACGUAGACUCUGAUUUGAGCCGACUGAUGGAGAAAAACCCUAAGGGUCUCAAACCCCAAAAUGUACAGUUACUUCUCUACCAGCUACUGCGUGGUCUGGCAUAUUGUCAUGACCGUAGGAUACUACAUCGUGAUCUAAAGCCUCAGAAUAUUCUUGUGUCGGCAAAUGGCGAACUCAAAUUGGCUGACUUCGGCCUGGCUCGAGCUAAGUCGGUUCCAAGCCAUACCUACAGCCAUGAGGUCGUCACACUCUGGUACCGACCUCCCGAUGUUUUAUUGGGUUCUACAAACUACACUGCUUCUCUCGAUAUGUGGGGCGUCGGAUGCAUAUUCUUGGAGAUGCUUUCCGGCGACGCUACUUUUCCAGGUGUGGCAGAUGCCGUAGAUCAGCUGGAUAAGAUUUUCAGGUACAUGGGCACACCCACAGAGGAGACAUGGCCCGGUGUCUCAAAACUACCAAAGUACAAGAAUUUGCUAGGUAGUUCAUCCCAUCGUCGACACCAUCGUCACCACCAUUCCCAUCAACAUCAUCAUCAGCAUCACCACAGCCAUCACCACCACCAGCAGUCGCGGUCGCAGCAGCCACAUCAGCGUUUGUCCACCGGAGCGUGUAGAGGACGGUCGGGAAGAGGAGGGUGUGGCCUGCUAUGGCACACAGGGAAACCGCUAAACCGCGUGGUGCCACGGCUCGGUCAUAUCGCACACGCUACUGCUCUCGCUUCUGCCCUCCUUCAACUGCCUCCUGAGCGACGCAUCACUGCUCGCGCCGCUCUUCGUCAUCCCUACUUCACAGUCUCUCUUCCUACAGCUCAACUCGCCUGCCUCCCUGACACCAUGUCCAUUUUCACUAUUGCGGGGCUACGGAUGACUUCUGAGGACUCUCCGCCCCGAUACUCUGUAAGAGGUGCAGGAAAAUCACAGAAACAUCUUUCAUACAAUGAAAAUACCAACGCGACAAGUGAUAGCUCAGCCAAUACAUUCUCCUGUACGUCUUGCACCUCCUCCUCCUCCUCUGUUUCCUCCAAUUGCAUCCCUACCUCUCCAAUUGACCAGCCAAUCACUUCUCUGGAUGAACAAGGAAAGAAGGAGCCCUCGACUUCUCAAUGUUCAAGUACAAUUCAUUCACUACCGCCACCGGUGCAACCGCUAUGGACCCCGUAUCCUCUUUUUCAGUCCCAGCAGCAGCAGCAUCCCCAGAUUGGAACGAAUCCAAAAGCACCUUUUCUUCCCUUUUAUUGUCUACCGGCCUUCAUGUCUCCUGCGUCAGCCACUUCUGUAAUCUCAGGCCCAUCCAUCCAAUCCUCAGCUUUCAUCCCCUUUCCAGUGCGACCGAUUCUGGCGCCUUGGCCACCAGGCUAUGCGGCUCCGCAAAACACAAGUACCGCGGCAACUCCCGCUUUGGAAAAAUCAGAUGGUUCACAAGUGUCGGUGCCGUUCGAAUUUCCUACCACAUCACCAGAUGUUGUGUGGAUGGUGCCGUGGGUGGUAAGUUUCCAAAUUCAGAGAUGUAUAAGUCGUGCUAACUGCGCAGUCCUGCGGCUACCCAAUCGGGUUCCUCUGGGAUGCGCUGUUUGCCGAUCAAUCAAUGGCACGGCCGAAUUCGCGUUUCGACCAGGGAUAACCUCAAUCCUUCUAUCCACACGGCUAUCCCUUGGUUACUUCUUCUACCGGCGUCUUCUUACCUACUGCCAAUCCACCUCAAAGACUAUGUACACCUUGGUUGAAGACCAAAAGCACGUGAGGAAGGAAACUCUAGUUGAGACCACUAGUAGUAACAUUAAUACCACUGCUGCAACGAACACUACCUCUGUUAUUCAGCUCCCCUCUGCAGACACUGUAUCAGGAAUGGGUGACUCUAUGGCCGAUAUAAGCUUCAGUUUUGCCUCUCAGCACUUGCAGCAGCAACAGCAGCGGCAGCAUAGUAUGUUCCUCAGUAACCACUACGGACCUGACAAACUGCUUCGUGGAACUUCUGAGAUAGGCAUUACUAGAAGCGCCAGUUUUCACACGUGUGACCAAUUAAAGGUUGGAUCACCUUCCAUGAUUCUUCGGAUACCAAGAUCAAGAGCAUUUUAUCCUGGUGUUUACGCCUGGUCGUAUGGAGAGGAGGUGGAAGUCAAAGGGUUCCCACCUGGUCAGCCAACAUAG